Molecule: messenger RNA, 2021 nt
Organism: Abrus precatorius (Indian licorice)
Lineage: Eukaryota; Viridiplantae; Streptophyta; Magnoliopsida; Fabales; Fabaceae
Product: phosphatidylinositol:ceramide inositolphosphotransferase 1-like
Exons: 12
Coding region: 575-1603 (342 amino acids)
Biological process (GO): ceramide biosynthetic process
Cellular component (GO): endoplasmic reticulum membrane; Golgi membrane; trans-Golgi network
Molecular function (GO): inositol phosphoceramide synthase activity; ceramide cholinephosphotransferase activity; sphingomyelin synthase activity
Source: RefSeq, a predicted model, not a curated record
AAAAUGUGGAUAUAAAAAAAGAAACUUCCUUAAUAUAAAUAAAUAAAUAAAUAUAUAUAUAUAUAUAUAUAUAUAUAUAUAUAUUCUUCAUUCUCUUCCUCUUCUCAACCGUCUUCUCCGUGUUCAACUCGCGUGUGCAUUGCAGUCAGACCAAGCGAGAAAGGGAAGAGAAAGAAAGCACAGAGAGAGAGAGAGAGAGAGAAAGCGGAGCCCAAACACCCAUUUUCACCAUUGUAAUUCUCGUUCCAUUUCAGAGAACCCCUUUAAUUUUAAUUUUCUGGGAACUGGGCAAUUUGGGAUCAUCAUUUGGGUUCUCUCGAUCUCCUCCUUUCUGGGUUUCGGUUCUUCUCUCAGAUCCUCUUCGUUUCUUCUGUGCUUUUGAAUCGGAUUUUUGAAGCCCCGGUUGUGUUUGUCUCUCGAUUCUGCCUGGUGGUUGUGUUUUUCUAAGGAAAAUUCGGUUUUUCGUAGUGGCAGUGUGGAAAAAGGAUUGAUUCCUAUCUGGGUUCUGAUGCGAUUGUUGGUGUGUUUUUGGAGGGCAAUGAUGUUGACCUUAAUAGUGUCGUUAUGAAGUAAUAUGGAAGUGGUCGUUACACGGUUACAACAGCAUCAACAACAUAACAAAAACAACAACAACAACAUCACAAACAAGAAGAACAUGUCGCUUUACAUUCGUCGCGAGGCUUCCAAGCUUUGGAAGAGAAUUUGUGCAGAGACAACUACAGAGAUUAACCUCCUUGGGGAGAAUUGGAAGUACCUUCUCGCUGGUCUUAUUUUUCAGUAUAUACAUGGUUUGGCUGCUCGAGGAGUUCAUUAUUUACAUAGGCCUGGCCCUACUCUACAGGAUCUUGGAUUCUUACUUCUUCCGGAGCUUGGGCAAGACAAAGCUUACAUUAGUGAAACACUGUUUACCUUUAUCUUUUUAUCCUUUGUCCUUUGGACAUUUCAUCCUUUCGUAUUCAAGAGCAAAAAGAUCUACACGGCUCUAAUAUGGUGCAGGGUUCUAGCAUUCUUAGUUGCUUCCCAGGCUCUUCGCAUAGUGACAUUUUAUGCUACUCAGCUUCCUGGUCCAAACUACCAUUGCCGUGAGGGAUCUAAACUUGCUACACUGCCUCGUCCGGAAAGUUUCCUAGAAGUCCUCUUGAUUAAUUUUCCCCACGGCAUGAUAUAUGGAUGUGGUGAUCUGAUAUUUUCGUCGCACAUGAUCUUUACUUUAGUCUUUGUUCUUACAUAUCAUAGAUAUGGCACAAAAAGGUGUAUAAAGCAGCUAGGGUGGUUGCUUGCUGUAUGUCAGUCUCUCUUGAUAAUAGCAUCUCGGAAACAUUAUACAGUUGAUGUAGUUGUUGCCUGGUAUACUGUUAAUUUGGUGGUGUUUUUUGUUGAGAAGAAAUUGCCAGAAUUGCCAGACCGGACAAGUGCAGCUGCAACCUUGCUGCUACCAUUGAGCACCAAGGACAAAGAUGGCAGGACCAAAGAAGAGAACCACAAGUUAUUGAAUGGGAAUUCUGGUGACCCUGCUGAUUGGAGGCAGAGAACUCAAGCAAAUGGUAAGGUUGUGGAAGAUGGUCAUGCACUCCUUGCUGACACUGCAAAGAAUGGUGCAUAGAUUUAUGAGCUUCUGCUGCACCAAGUGGAUCUGCUGCAACAUUGCCAUAGGGAAGUUACAACCAGCAAUUAGAAGAUUUUGUUACUAGGAAAUAUUGGUAGCAUUGAUUUGUAUUAAUUAAUCAUAUUGUAAAUCGGUUGUGCUUUUUAACAUAUUGCAGCCCUGAUCCAUUGCCAUUGUUGUUAAACGAUUUUUAGCAUCAGCAUGUGCUAUAGAAAUUUUCCAAUUCAUAUUUUCCUCCUUGUGUACCAUGUGCGUAGUCUUCCCAUUAUUAUUAUUAUUAUUUUGUGCACCAUGGUUUUUACAUGGUGAGAAAUCAUUAUCAGUGAAGAAUGUAAUGAACUAAUUAAUGUGUAAAGAAUGGUUAAUUCGAGUUCCCGAACUUAUAAAACUGACCCUGCUGAUACAAGGGUUAAUG